Messenger RNA from Hevea brasiliensis (rubber tree), 2673 nucleotides. RefSeq names its product protein transport protein SEC13 homolog B. NCBI's taxonomy places the organism in Eukaryota, Viridiplantae, Streptophyta, Magnoliopsida, Malpighiales, Euphorbiaceae. Gene Ontology annotation, molecular function: structural molecule activity; protein binding. The record is from RefSeq and is a predicted model, not a curated record. The coding region runs from base 287 to 1192 and encodes 301 amino acids. Gene Ontology annotation, cellular component: nuclear pore outer ring; COPII vesicle coat. The transcript has 3 exons. Gene Ontology annotation, biological process: COPII-coated vesicle budding; protein import into nucleus.
CAACCCAAGGCCAAUAAAGGGCAUUCCGGAAAUGCAAACAAAACUUGAAGAGAGAUCAUAUAUGCAAGCGCAAAUUACUAGCGCUCGGUCUAUUGUCCUUCAAAGUUCAAACUGCAGGCGCAGAUCCGAGGUGUUUGGGACUGGAAACCCUGGUUUCUCUACCUACUUUCAGAAUCCUUCAGCUCUCUCUACCUUUCAAUGAGUCAAUCGCUCGCUCACUAGCAGGAGAAAGGAACGAUUUUAAUAUACGGGCUAUUUGAAGCAGUGUACAUAUUCACUAGACAAAAUGCCUUCUCAAAAAAUUGAGACAGGUCAUCAGGACACAGUCCAUGAUGUGGUUAUGGAUUACUAUGGCAAGCGCAUUGCAACUGCCUCAUCAGACCAUUCGAUUAAGAUAAUUGGUGUUAGCAACAAUUCUUCUCAGCAUCUUGCUCAGCUGACUGGCCAUCAAGGACCUGUUUGGCAAGUAGCCUGGGCUCACCCAAAAUUUGGGUCCUUAAUUGCUUCAUGUUCUUAUGAUGGGCGUGUCAUAAUAUGGAAGGAGGGCAAUCAAAAUGAGUGGACUCAAGCUCAUGUAUUUGAUGACCACAAGUCAUCUGUUAACUCUAUUGCUUGGGCACCUCAUGAGAUUGGUCUUUGUUUGGCAUGUGGCUCUUCAGAUGGAAAUAUAUCAGUCUUUACUGCACGAGCAGAUGGUGGUUGGGACACAUCCAAAAUUGAUCAAGCUCACCCAGUUGGAGUAACUUCAGUUUCUUGGGCCCCAUCAACUGCACCUGGUGCUCUUGUUGGUUCUGCUUUGCUUGACCCUGUGCAGAAGCUCUGCUCAGGUGGUUGUGACAAUACUGUAAAAGUGUGGAAGCUUUAUGAUGGAAUUUGGAAGAUGGACUGCUUUCCAGCUCUUCAGAUGCAUACCGAUUGGGUAAGGGAUGUGGCAUGGGCACCUAACUUGGGCCUUCCAAAAUCAACCAUUGCUAGUGCUUCACAGGAUGGGAAGGUUAUUAUAUGGACUGUGGGAAAGGAAGGGGAUCAAUGGGAAGGAAAGGUCUUGCAUGAUUUCAAGACUUCUGUUUGGAGAGUCUCCUGGUCGCCCACUGGAAACAUAUUGGCUGUUGCUGAUGGGAAUAACAAUGUGACUUUAUGGAAAGAAGCUGUAGAUGGGGAGUGGCAACAGGUUACUACAGUUGAUUCCUAAAACUUCAGUCAAUUUUUCCCCUUCAAUACUAUAUUGCGUUUUAGUUCUAUUACAUUAAAUGAUGAUUGAUGAGAAUAUUUUUUCCUUGAUUUUCUUCCAUGGUUGGAGCGGUUAUGUUGGAUAUUUGAGUUUUUGGACUUGCGCUUCUUAGAACCUUAGUUUGCCAGAUAGGAUGGUUCAUUUAUUUUGCAACUUAAAUCCAUGUUGUUCUGUGAACGCAUAGAUCAUCUGUAUCAUUGUUUAUCAUUUUCUCUUGCUAGAUUUCUUCUGAUCAAAGUUUUUUUUUUUUCCUUUUUUCUUUUCUGGGUCUGGGAUGAAUUCUGUUGGAUCAUCGACUCUAUAUUGCUGGGGCUAUGCUUGUUUUUACAUGCUAACUCCUAAGCCAAGCCACGCACAUCAGGUCGCAUUAUGGAAUCACAAGUUCUCAACGCUCUUAUGGGUGGCACCUUACAGAUUCGCGUCAAUCAUUGGCGGUGCACUCCAAUCUCAAAAAGCAACAUCUUAUGGCUGAGAUUUCCUUGGCUACAUUACGCGUAACGUGAAGCUUCCUCCGUUGUCAUUUACCCUGCCAGCAUCUACAUGGAAAGAGCCAAUCAUCAAAUCGUUGAUGCUACUGAUCACCCUUGAAACUAAUUGAUUCAAUGACAAUUUUUACACCGUAAUAAUACCUGCGUAUUUCUUUCGCUACUCGAUGAGCGUAGAUUUUUCCUUUAUUCCAAGCCAAAAAUCAUUCUCUCCCUUUCCACUUCUCAUAAACUUUUGGUCCCAUUUCGAUCUUUAUCUUCUUUCUCUGUUAUCAAGGCUUUCCUAGCCUUUUCGACAAUGAAGGUUCACCCAUCUCCAAAGAAAAGGGAUCUCACCGCCUCCCAAAAUGUUGUGGCUUUUUCCACCACCGCCGGCAACCCAAUCCCUAAGAAACUUAAGAGACUCCCUCACGUAUUUGCCAGAGUCCUGGAGCUUCCCUUCAACUCUGACGCCGAAGUUUUUGUCCAAGAAACUAAAGAAUGUUUCCGUUUCGUUGCCAACGGUGGGGACAUAACCAUAACUGACGAUUUUCAGGCUCAUGUGAUCGAGAUAUUACCUGGAGUGACAAAGAUCGCAAUAAGAGGAGCGCAGAGUGUCGAUCGCGCUUCGGUGGAGGAUCUCGACAUUGACAUGUGGCGUUUCAGGCUUCCGACGACGACUUUUCCGAAGAUGACUAGCGCGAGAUGUAUAGGCGGGCAGUUGGUUGUCACCGUUCCGAAAACCCUGAAUUUCGAAGAUGACGACAACUAUGGUAAAGAAGAAGAAGAAGAAUACGAAGAAGACACAAGCAAGGAGAGCCUGAGAGGGUAUUUCUUGUUGGGUGAGGAGUGAUAGUACGUAGCCGGUUUUAAUUUGGCAUGUUAAAUAAUUGAGGCUUCACGAACAAUGAAGAAAAGUAACAUGUAAAGCUUCAAUGUUGAGAAUAAUUUUGAUAUAUAAUAAUCUUUAACGAGAAA